AUGACAAUGACAGCUGCAGACAACUUCAAACGGUACUGCAGUCAGCUUGAGAAAUAUGGACAGACUGAAAGUGUUCACUCUCCUGUAAUGGCUUUAUUGCGACGAAAAGCCCGCAAACAGCUUAUUGAGCUCAUGAAAACUGACAACGACUGUACGAGUAGCAUCAACAAGCUUUGGAUCGUGGGCUAUUAUCAUCCCUUUCAGUUUUACGCUCGAGAAGACAAUAGUGAUAUGGAUACGAUUACUCUGCUGACAAUGUUUUGUGGAGAACUUCAAGAAAUGCUGAUGCUCACCGAACAAAUAUACGCAUCUAUUUGGAAUUUGUAUAUUGCUGAUCUUCAUCGAUAUAUGUCUGAUGAUGAAAUCCAAAAGUCGCUCGCUGUUGGAUAUUAUACAAGAACCAUAGAACUAGAUCCCAGCUGCGGUCGAGCUUUUCACAUGCUUGCUCUUGUUCAACCCAAUCUGCUUGUGGCACAAAAAGUUAGGCUUUUGAUGUUAGCUCAACUAGCUGAAAACCCUGUGAAGAAACGUUUGGAUGUUUCUGAAUUUGUUAAAUCCAGCGAAAGCGAUUCAAACAGUUCAGAUCAGCUUCUUGAGGACUUCGCCAAUUGGGCGCUGAACGAAAACCAAAAAAGAGUAGACCAUCAACUGAACGGAUUGAAGAUGAUCAAUCAGUUUGAAUCUGAUUUUAAAGAAAGCCCAAUUUCGAAUUGGUCGAUGACGAUGUCCGGAUGUCGUUACGUUGCUCAACUGGCAAAUAAAAAUCUUGGAUUCAACCAAUUCAUCGAUUGUUUCGAUGUAAUAACGUCUUUCUAUCUGGAAAUUUAUUCAUAUCCUUCACCAACGAUGUCCCUAUGUGCUGAGAUUAUCUCUUGGAUUUGCGAUGCCAAAGAGAUUUUCGAUGUGAAUGACCCAGUUAAAAAAGAGCCAUAUUUCCAAUCAUUAUCAGUUUUCGCAAAAACUAAAUGGAACGAACUGAAUGAUCUCGCGAUUGAACAAAUAAACACUGUUUUCGGAUCUGGAUCACUUUCUGAAGGCGUCAAUAGUAUCCGCUACCUAAUAUUUGGACCGGAAUCGGAACCAUCAUUAGAAGAAUUGAGUCUGUUAGUCAAAAACUAUAUUCGUCUUAAUCAAUCAACAGUGGAGUUGCGAUCUGAAAAAGGAGACGAUAGUCGUCUUCUAAAAAGGAUAAACCGAUCGGAAACGAAACGUUUGGAUAUCCCGUUGGAGGUUUUGGCUGAAAAAGUCAGUCAAAUGAAUCGGGAGGACUGGAGACCAGUUUACGUGAUUAUGGACUACGAUACAAUACUCAACAAAUCGCGUAAUGCCAGAAAAGUUUGGAGUAUAGACGAUUUCAUCUGUAUCCUGCCAUCUAGCGUUCUUGAGCAACUUGACAGUCAAAAAAUGAAGAUCAAGUCUGUUCGUCCAGUGAUUCGAACGUUGAUGGAGCUCCAAGCAGAAGGAAGAAUUAUUCUGAAGGCGUGUGAGAAUGAACGACGGUGUGCCGAAGAAUUAGUGCAAAGUGUAAAAGGAACGGCAAACGAUCACAAGCACAUUGUCGCAUUUCUGUGUAAAUGUCCAGAAGAAGAAAAUCCAAUCGAAGGAGUCACAUUCUAUGACAUCGAUAAGUUCUAUACCAAGUAUCUGAAUAGUUGA
Molecule: messenger RNA, 1656 nt
Organism: Caenorhabditis briggsae
Lineage: Eukaryota; Metazoa; Nematoda; Chromadorea; Rhabditida; Rhabditidae
Gene: Cbr-smg-5
Product: Protein CBR-SMG-5
Exons: 5
Coding region: 1-1656 (551 amino acids)
Molecular function (GO): protein binding
Source: RefSeq, a predicted model, not a curated record